Aureococcus anophagefferens is the source of this 447-nucleotide messenger RNA. RefSeq lists its product as hypothetical. Gene Ontology annotation, molecular function: enzyme regulator activity; calcium ion binding. The annotation marks the transcript as partial. The record is from RefSeq and is a predicted model, not a curated record. The transcript has 2 exons. NCBI's taxonomy places the organism in Eukaryota, Pelagophyceae, Pelagomonadales, Pelagomonadaceae.
GCCCACGUGCCGAGCGACGAGCUCGCGGCGUACCGCGCGCUCUUCGACGAGAUCGACGCGGACGGCUCCGGGGGCAUCGACCGGAGCGAGCUGCGCAAGAGCAUGCGCAAGAAGUUCGGGAUGAAGCUCCCCGAGGAGCGCAUCGACGAGGUCUUCGACGCGGUGGACGAGGACGGCAACGGCGAGCUCGACUUCGACGAGUUCGUCGGCGCGAUGGUCAAGUUCAAGCCGAGCCUCGACGAGUCGGGCAAAUCCACCCUAAAAUCGGGCGACGCGUUCGGGACGAUGGACGACAAGGGCAAGGGCGCGGUCAACGCGUCCCAGUUCUUCGACCUCAUCAAGUUCAUCGGCGUCGAGACGAACAUCAAGACCGUGCGCAAGCUCAUGCGCGAGGCCGACGCCGACGGCAACGGCGAGCUCGACUUCGACGAGUUCCUCGAGAUGAUC